Molecule: messenger RNA, 2097 nt
Organism: Conger conger (European conger)
Lineage: Eukaryota; Metazoa; Chordata; Actinopteri; Anguilliformes; Congridae
Gene: sdr42e1
Product: short chain dehydrogenase/reductase family 42E, member 1
Exons: 3
Coding region: 262-1449 (395 amino acids)
Biological process (GO): steroid biosynthetic process
Molecular function (GO): 3-beta-hydroxy-Delta5-steroid dehydrogenase (NAD+) activity
Source: RefSeq, a predicted model, not a curated record
UAUUAGCAAGACAAACAAAAUCUAUUUAUGUUAUUGUUCAGUUCGUUACUUAAAUACUUUGUUUAUUACUAUCCGACUAGCGAAGUUAUCGGCUUUUUUAUAUAAGCACAGUCGUUAGCCUGGUGAAGAAUUGUGAAAAUUAUUAGCUAAGGUAACGUUACACAACUGAGUGGCCUGACAUGUAGAAGUGCCGUGAAUCUGCCUGCAUCGACCCAACAGGGCAGUGUGACAUCUGACACCCCUUUCUAUACACCGACAUCAAUGGAACAGCAGGACUGUAUAUUAGCUCACAAAUACCUGAUCACAGGUGGUGGAGGUUACUUUGGAUACCGCCUUGCUUGUGCACUACACAGAAAGGGCGCCAGAGUCAUUCUGUUCGAUGUACGACCACCAAACCAGCCGAUGCCUGAAGGCAUGGUGUUCAAGCAGGGGGACGUCCGUGAGUUUGCGCAGGUGGAGGAGGCCACUCGAGGAGUGGGCUGUGUCUUCCACGUCGCCUCCUACGGCAUGUCCGGGAGGGAGCAACUCAACCGGGGUCUGAUCGAGGAGGUGAACAUUCGGGGGACGGAGCACGUGAUCACGGCUUGCGUGGCCAACGGUGUGCCCAGGCUGGUCUACACGAGCACCUUCAACGUCGUUUUUGGUGGCCAGGUCAUAGAGAACGGUGACGAGAGCCUCCCGUACCUGCCCCUGCACCUCCACCCUGACCACUACUCCAGGACGAAAUCGCAGGCCGAGAUGGCCGUGCUGAAGGCGAACGCCGCCAGGUUGCAGGACGGGUCGGGCCUCUUAAGAACCUGCGCUCUGCGUCCGGCCGGCAUCUAUGGGCCCGGGGAACAGAGGCACCUGCCAAGAAUCGUGGGCUAUAUCGAGAAGGGGAUUUUUAAGUUUGUGUACGGAGAGGCCAGCAGCCGAGUGGAGUUUGUCCAUGUGGAUAACCUGGUUUCUGCACACGAGCGAGCGGCCGCUGCCCUGAGCCCUGAGAAGCACCACCGCGCUGCCGGGCAGGCCUACUUCAUAUCGGACGGCAGGCCGGUCAACAACUUUGAGUUCUUCAGGCCGCUCGUGGAGGGCUUGGGUUACUCCUUCCCAAAAGUGCGCCUGCCCGUUUCCCUGAUUUACCUCGUUGCGUUUCUCACCGAGAUGGUUCACUGCAUCGUAGGCCACGUCUACAACUUCCAGCCUCUGCUCACGCGCACCGAGGUCUACAAGACGGGAGUUACACAUUACUUCAGCUUAGAAAAAGCAAAACAAGAGUUAGGAUACGAGCCCAAGGAAUACAACCUGGAUGAAGUUGUCCAGUGGUUUAAAAGUAAAGGCCAUGGGAGAAAGCCUCCUGGCUUUUCCUAUAAAUCAUUGAUUAGAGAUACUUUGCUAAUUAUUGCAUUUGUUGCUGCAGUCCUCUCUUGCCUUCCAGUGGUUGGCACAUCAUUUCCAGAUAUACCAUGAAAAUGAUUGACUAAUUUUCAACAUUGUAAAUCUACGAUGGUACGUUUGAUGUAUAGUAGUAAAUGGUUGUUCUAAAAUUAUAGUGCCUUUUGGAAGUUUUCAUUUAGGAUUAUUUCUCAUUUUUCACGGUUGAAAAGUCAAAUUAAGAUACACUCGGUGACCUCUUUAUUAGGUAGACCUGUACACGAGCUUGUUAAUGCAAAUAUUUAAUCAGCCAAUCAUGUGGCAGAAACUAAGUGCAUAAAAGCGUGCAGAUGUGGUCAAGAGGUUCAGCUGUUUUCCAGACCAAAUAUCAGAAUGUUGAAAAAUGUGAUGUAAGUGACUUUGACUGUGGAAUAACUGUUUGUGCCAGAUCAGUGUGGCCAGUUUGAGUAUCUCAGAAUCUCAGCUCUCUUGGGAUUUUCACACACAACAGUCUGCAGAGAAUGGUGCAAAAAAACAAACAAAAAUACAGCGAGCAGCAGUUCUGCAGGCAGCCUUGUUAAUGAGAGAGGUCAGAGGAGAAGGGCCAGACUGGUCAAAGCUGCCAGGAAGGUGAGAGUAACGCGAAUAAUCACACAUUACAACAGCGGUAUGCAGAACAGCAUUUCCUCCCCCUUUCUUCAUAAGUAACUCUGUAUGAUGUCAAAAUAAAAAAAGGUAUUUAGA